UGAAAAGUGAUCGCAGUUCGGUUGGGUUUGUUUGUUCAUCAUAUUAUAAAUUGUUGUUCGUUUUGUUUGGCGCGAUGUUAAGUAGAGAAACAUAGAUAAUUCUGAUACAAACAAAAAUUAAAAAAAAAAAGUGCAACAGUUUUUGUUUGACAUGUGUCGACUAUUUGUUUACACUGUACGAUUAUUUAAAGAUCAGAAAACCACCAACCUAAGGGACAUAUAAUUAUGUUUACUAAUCUAUUGCUGUCACAGCAGCAAGGUGGAUAAGUUAUAUACAUCUACACGACUUUUAAAGAUUGUUACCAAAAAAAAACAAACAGAAAAAAUUGCAAAAACGCUAUCGCAAAAGCUAAAACAACACCAUUCACAACCAGAGAGUGAAAGCUGCUACACACGCUACACAUAUUUCUCGCCUGUCACUGAUAAGCUAGUUUGCUACUAAAAUCUAUUGUUAGUCAGUAGUUGUGUUUAGAAUGUGACCCGUUGUUGGACUUCGCGCUUGAAGAUCGAAGAUGGCGUUUAUACUGCUUGUUUCAUUAGCAAUCUUGCUAGCAGUUUAUUUGAACUACAAUUUCCAGAAAUUGCAAUCGAGCUGGUUUUCGCCGCUUGCUAAACGGUGUGACAAGUUAUCGGCAAUUAAAAAGGGCAUAUGGGAUGUGCCAGGACCUUAUCCGGUGCCAUUUCUUGGAACUAAAUGGACAUUUCUGUUAGGGCAGUACAAAAUAACCAAAUUACAUGAAGCUUAUAAAUGUAUGAAUGAGAAAUAUGGUCCAAUUGUUCUCGAAGUCACACCUGGUGGAGUUCCCAUUGCACAUUUAUUCGAGAAAACCGAUAUCGAAAAAGUUCUCAAGUAUCCUAGCAAGUAUCCAUUCAGACCACCGACUGAAAUAGUCGUUUACUACAGAAAGUCAAGGCCAGAUCGUUAUGCAAGCGUUGGAAUAACAAAUGAGCAAGGUCCAACUUGGCAACGACUACGUUCAGCUCUAACUUCCCACAUAACUUCGCCGAAAAUUUUACAAAACUUCCUGCCAUCUCUGAAUUCAGUGUGUGAUGAUUUUAUUGAACUUCUUCGUCACAAAAGAAAUCCAAUUACGAUGGAAGUGGAACACUUUGAAGAUGUUGCCAAUUUAAUGGGUCUUGAGGCAGUUUGCACCUUAAUGCUAGGUCGUAGAAUGGGUUUCCUAUCAACGGAAUCUGAACAGCCGGAAAAGGUUAAAUUACUAGCAAAAGCUGUUAAGCAACUGUUUGUAUCACAACGAGAUUCCUAUUAUGGCUAUGGCUUGUGGAAGUACAUACCAACUCGAACCUAUUCGCAGUUCUCUGAGAGUGAAGAUUUUGUCUAUGAUAUGAUUUCAGAGAUGGUAGAAAAAGCUCUUCGGGAUGAAGAAAUCGAAGUUACCAAUUUGGACGAUGAAGAUUUGAAAAGUAUCUUUAUUAGUAUUUUACAAUUGAAAGAUAUCGAUAUUCGUGAUAAGAAAUCGGCAAUAAUUGAUUUUGUUGCUGCUGGAAUAGAAACGCUAGCCAAUACGUUGAUUUUUGUUCUUAAUUUUGUAACUAGUCACAGCAAUGCAACUGAGCAGAUUCUUGCUGAAUUUCAAGUGCACACAAGCAGUGUCAUUUUGCAAGAUGCAAUUACAAAUGCAAAAUUCACAAAAGCAUGUCUGCAGGAGACUUAUCGUCUGCAACCGACAGCUUUUUGUUUAGCUCGAAUCCUUGAAGAAGAUACAACUUUGUCAGGAUAUGAACUUAAAACAGGGACAGUAGUAUUGUGCCAAAAUAUGAUAGCCUGUCAUAAAAACAGCAAUUUUAAAAAUGCUAGCCAAUUUAUUCCAGAAAGAUGGAUUGAAAAUGGAACAUUUAAUGUAAACAUUGAGAGUUCAUCGAUAGUUGUUCCAUUUGGAAUCGGUAAACGUACUUGCCCAGGAAAACGUUUUGUGGAAAUGGAAGUGAUCUUGUUGCUUGCCAAGAUGGUCCUUGCUUUUGAUAUAAGUUUUCCAAAACCAUUAGAAACUGAGUUUGAGUUCUUGCUAGUGCCGAAAACUCCAUUGAGCUUAAUCCUAAAAGAACGGAGUGUCUAAAAAAUUUGUUAAUUAUAAGCGUUCACCUUCCUUAAUGUCAAAAUGUAGAGACUGUUGUUUUGUUUUACAUUUCUUUUUUAUUUAAUAUACUUAAAUAUUGUAAAGUAAAAUAUUAAUAUAUGUAUUAAGUGCAAUAGAUAAAUUUCUUAAAACGAAAUAUGAAAAAAUAUGAAUGUAGAUAAAA
Episyrphus balteatus (marmalade hoverfly) is the source of this 2262-nucleotide messenger RNA. It is a transcript of the gene shd, whose product is annotated as ecdysone 20-monooxygenase. Lineage: Eukaryota; Metazoa; Arthropoda; Insecta; Diptera; Syrphidae. Gene Ontology annotation, molecular function: oxidoreductase activity, acting on paired donors, with incorporation or reduction of molecular oxygen; heme binding; iron ion binding. The record is from RefSeq and is a predicted model, not a curated record. The transcript is spliced from 8 exons. Bases 513 to 2078 code for a protein of 521 amino acids.